Molecule: messenger RNA, 2943 nt
Organism: Ascoidea rubescens DSM 1968
Lineage: Eukaryota; Fungi; Ascomycota; Saccharomycetes; Ascoideales; Ascoideaceae
Gene: PFF1
Product: Pff1p
Exons: 3
Coding region: 1-2943 (980 amino acids)
Biological process (GO): proteolysis
Molecular function (GO): metalloexopeptidase activity
Source: RefSeq, a predicted model, not a curated record
AUGGCCCAGUUCAGCGACAAGCCCAACUCGGUGCUCUAUGCCCUCUUCAGCUUUCGCAAGACCACCUUCAGUCUCAUAGCAAUCCUCACCUACACUGUUAUCGUUAUCUUGGUUUCCUACUCAUCAGCCCUAGGCUCCUGGGGCAGCAGUGCCAACAACCAGCAAUGGGAUGGAGACUCCUGGAACGACUUGCAAAUCCUUUCCCAGUUCCCUCAUCCCUACGACUCCCAUGCCAACGACGACGUCUACCACUUUCUUCUCGACAAAGUUCGCUACUACCAGUCGUUGAAUCCGGACCAUAUACAGGUCGAGAGCGACUUUGCCAAUUCGAGCUUGUUCAAACAAAAGGACGUCUUCAACAGCUCUUCCACCACUGCCAGAAUCAUCUACUUUGAGAGUGGAAACAUAUAUGUCAAGAUCAAAGGCCUGCAGGGCGAUUCCUUGACUGACGUUUUGAUAAGUGCUCAUUACGACAGUGUCCCCACCAGCUAUGGAACCACCGAUGAUGGAAUGGGCAUUGCUUCAAUGCUAGGAAUACUCAAUUACUAUGCCACUUUUAAAAUCAAACCACUCAGAAACAUCAUUUUCAACUUUAACAAUAAUGAAGAAUUCGGCUUGUUGGGUGCAACUGCCUUUUUUAACCACCAAUGGUCCAAAAAUGUCGAGGCCUUUAUCAAUCUUGAAGGAACCGGUGGAGGUGGUAAGUCAAUCCUAUUCAGAACCACAGACUACAACAUUGCCAGAUACUAUAAAUCUGUUCCUUCUCCAUUUGCCUCCUCUGUCUUCCAGCAAGGUUUCAGCAAUGGCUUGGUUAAAAGCGAAACAGAUUACAAAGUUUAUAUCCAAAACGGUUUGAGAGGUUUUGAUAUUGCCUUUUAUCGGCCAAGAGACUUGUACCAUACCAAAAGAGACUCCAUUAAAUCAACAACAAAAAGCUCCCUAUACCACAUGCUUUUCAAUUCUUUAACUUUGUUGCAAAGUUUGUCCAAUGAAAAAAACUCCUAUGAUAACGAUUCUCCUGAUUAUCACAAAACUCCUGCUGUCUUUUUCGAUCUAGCUGCCUUCUUUUUCAUUGUAUUUCCCUUGACUCAAUUGUAUAUUUUAAAUCUCGUUUUAAUUUUUUUCAUCCCCACCAUAAUUGGCUUGUUUUUAUUAAUCGUUUCUCGAAAAAAUACCUGGGUUAUCAAAGACCAACUAUUUUCUUCCAUAAUAAGAUUCCCUCUUUCCUUCAUCUUAUCCUCAAUAACAACUUAUUUUCUAUUGUUUCUCCUUAAACGUUAUAAUCCCUUAAUCAUCUCCAAAGAUUACUAUUUGCCUCUACUAGUCUCAACAUGCACUUUUAUCUUUAUCAACUAUCUGCUAUUGUACCUUUUUGAUAAAUUUCUGAAAGUCCACGACCAAAAACUAAUGAUUCUACUAGAAUUAACUAUAAUCACUUGGUUAUUGCUCAUAUUUGACACUUUUAGAAUCCAACCAUCAAAAUCAAAAAAUACUGGCGAAUAUAUCCUGACAAUAUGCUUCCUUUGUCUCUCAGUUCCAACUAUUUUUGGUUUAUUCAUUCUUUCUCUUAAAAAGAAAAUCCCAAAAUCCUACAAAAACUCUUCUUCCUCCUCUCCCCAAUAUGGCUCAACUCAUGAUGAUGACGACGAUGACGAUGAUCAGAAUAGAAAUAUUAAUGACUCUGAUAAUGAAAUCAUCGAUAGAGAAUCUCAACCACUAUUAUCCAAUAGAGACCAAAACCAAGGAAAUAGCACUUUAAGCCAUUUUACAGCAGUUUCCCACAACAACGAACAAUCGCCAUCACCAUCACCAUCAAAUCAUAAGAUAUUCUCAACUUUAAACUACGAUUGGUCAAUUCAGUUUUUAUUGCUAGUCCCUGUUUUUGCCUUCUUUGUUUAUUCAAUCAGUAUAAGACUACUAGAAGGCUUAAGCCAAACUGUUCAAGAAAGCGACAAUUCAGUGGCUUUCCUAUUCCAAGCCAUCUUUAUGAUUUCAGCUUUAUUAACUCUUCCAUUAUUACCAUUUGUUCAUAAAAUCAAAUUUUUUAUCAUUGGCAUAUUUUUUGUAAUAAUUGUAUUAGGAAACUUAUUCCUAAUCAAUGAAUAUCCCUUUAGUUAUGCAAAACCCUUGAAGGUCCGCUUCUUACAAAAAAUCAAUUUGGAUACAACUGAAAAGAAUUCCAAUAUAGUCAUAUUUAGUAAACAAGGUUUUAUGAAAAGUAUAUUGGAGGAUUUGCCAUCAGUAAAAGCUAAUAAUCAAAAUGUAUCAUGCGAAAAUGCUGGAGAUGGAAUGGAAAAUUGCUAUUACAAAGGAUUAAGCCCAAAUUUAAUAUCUGGCACUCAAAAAAGCACAGCUCUUGAUGAUUUAUUUAAAAUUGAAAUUUUGAACAACAAUAGCGGAGAACAAAACUUAUCACCAUAUGAACCAUUAAAGGCAGAUUUAUUGAUAAAAGUUAAAGAUAAUAGAAACUGUGUUUUGUCAUUCAAUUCCACAAAAUAUAAGAGCUAUUUGUAUGGAAAAUCCCCCUUGAGAACAGUAAAGAUUUUCCAUGAUAAUAACCAGUAUCAAAAUAAUUCUGCUCUAACCUACAUGUAUAACGGAAACGAGUUGUUCAGAUGGUUCAAGGGCAUCGACGAGGUUCAAUUGCAUAAAGUUGACUGGAAUCAAAGCAACUACCAUAUCGAGUUGCAGUGGCUUCCUAGGUGGGUGGACGAGGAUGGCAUCGACUGGAAUCAAGACGAAUUGGACAAGGAAAAGGACAAGAAGCUCGGUGUCGAGGUGAAAUGCUACUGGGGAGAAUACGAUCAGCCUUCAGUUAUCGAUGGCAAAGUGCAUCGAAAGGUGCCAGCCUUGGACGAAUUACUUCAGUAUGUCCCAGACUAUAUCACUAUCACCAACAGAAUGAAGGGGUUGGUGGAGUUGACCAGACACUUUGAACUCUGA